Messenger RNA from Plasmopara halstedii, 831 nucleotides. RefSeq names its product catalase peroxidase hpi. NCBI's taxonomy places the organism in Eukaryota, Oomycota, Peronosporomycetes, Peronosporales, Peronosporaceae. The record is from RefSeq and is a predicted model, not a curated record. Gene Ontology annotation, biological process: cellular response to hydrogen peroxide; hydrogen peroxide catabolic process. The transcript has 2 exons. Gene Ontology annotation, molecular function: heme binding; catalase activity. The coding region runs from base 1 to 831 and encodes 276 amino acids. Gene Ontology annotation, cellular component: cytosol.
AUGAAUAUCCGUCUGAUCACUUUUAUUGUAGCUCUAACAAGCCUAUCUAUCCAGUCAAAAGUUGAACGAUCUUUAGAAUGUCCAUUUGGCUAUGAUCAGGUCGAUCAUGUCAAAGUAAGCGAACGUCAAAUUUCCAGUAUGUCGGAUAAACUGAAUUACUCCAAAGAAGUCAACUACAGUCUCGUGAAGUCGGAUCUGAUAAAGUUGAUGACCGACACGCAGGAUUUCUGGCCUGCUGACUUUGGUCACUACGGUGGUCUAUUCAUUCGCCUGGCAUGGCACUGCAGCGGCUCGUACCGUCGUGCUGAUGGCCGUGGUGGCUGUGAUGGUGGCCGUAUUCGCUUUAAUCCCGAGCGUAGCUGGAAUGAUAACACGAACCUGGAUAAGGCAUUGAGAUUGCUGGAACCUAUCAAGACCAAAUACGGCGACACACUAUCGUGGGGUGAUUUAAUCGUACUGUCGGGUGACGUUGCUAUUCAAAGUAUGGGAGGUCCUGUGCUGGGCUUCUGUGGUGGCCGUCGAGACGACGUUGAUGGCACAAAUAGUCUUGAGCUGGGUCCGACACCUGAGCAGCAGAGUGUGGCACCGUGCACAAAGGAGAAUCAGUGUCAGAAUCCUCUGGGUUCAACGACAAUAGGAUCCAUCUACGUGAAUCCUGAAGGCCCGAUGGGCAACUCAGACCCGGUCGGCUCAGCCGCGGAAGUCCGCGACACGUUUGCACGCAUGGGAAUGAACGAUCGCGAGACAGUUGCUCUAAUAGGUGGAGGUCAUGCAUUCGGCAAAACUCACGGUGCCUGUUUGACAGGUCCCGGUUGUCGCUGGCGCAGUUGA